AUGGAUUUCUCAAAACUCAAUGACUCGCCCAUGUUCCGGCAACAGCUUCAGUGCAUGGAAGAGAGUGCAGAAUCGUUACGCUCGAGAUGUUUCAAGUUCUACAAAGGAUCUCGAAAGUACACGGAAGGGAUUGGAGAUGCAUAUGAUGGAGAUAUUGCAUUUGCAAGCGCCCUUGAAAAUUUUGGAGGAGGGCAUAAUGAUCCUCUAUUUGUAACUUUGGGAGGACCAGUUAUGACCAAAUUUGCUAUUGCAUUUAGAGAAAUGGGUACACAUAAGGAAGUUCUUCGGUCACAGGCGGAGCACAUGCUAAAUGACCGCUUACUGAACAUGCUAAACGUGGAUAUCCUAGAUGUCAAGGAAGCUCGAAGGCGAUUUGAGAAAGCUUCCAUUGUACAUGAUCAGGCACGUGAGAAGUUUAUGUCACUGAGAAAAAGCACUAAGAUUGAUGUUGCCACUGUCGUAGAAGAGGAAUUGCACAAUGCAAGAACCUCCUUUGAGGAAUCUCGUUUCAAUCUGGUUAGUGCUCUUCAUAAUGUUGAGGCCAAGAAGAGGUUUGAAUUUUUGGAGGCUGUCACUGGUGUUAUGGAUGCUCAUCUUCGAUAUUAUCGACAGGGAUAUCAGUUAUUACAUGAGCUGGAGCCUUUCAUUGUCGAGGUUUUGGCUUAUACACAAAAGGCAAGAGAAAGUUACAAUGAAGAGCAGAUUCGUCUUUGUGAAAGAAUGCUGGAGUACAAAAAACAUGUUCAUCAAGAAAGCAUGAUGUCCUUGACUGGCCCUUACAUUUCUCCCACUAGAGAUGGGAAUCCAGUGCAUCCUUUUUCAAGGAUAUCCAAUAAAGUGGCAGAUGCUAUAACAGAGUCUGCCGAAAAUGGAAAGAUUCAAAUCAUUCGACAAGGGUAUCUCUCUAAACGAUCAUCAAGUUUGAGGGGUGACUGGAAGAGAAGGUUCUUUGUUCUUGAUAGUCGUGGAAUGCUUUACUACUUUCGUAAACAGUGUAGCAAUCAAUCAUCCCUACACAGAAAUUGUGCCACCGAUAAUAGUGCUGGAAUUUUGAGUCGCCUUCUUUCUUCACAUUACCAUGGAGUCAUGCCUGAUGACAAAUGUGUAGCACGUCACACAGUGAACCUGCUCACAUCAACAAUCAAGUCUGAUGCUGAACAAUCGGAUUUAAGAUUCUGCUUCAGGAUUAUUUCACCUUCAAAGAGUUACACAUUGCAGGCAGAAAAUGCUGUGGAUCAGAUGGAUUGGAUGGAAAAGAUAACUGGUGUAAUUGCCUCCUUAUUGAGUUCUGAUGUGUCAGAAAAUGGUAACGGUCACUCUGCCAACAAGCUUCUUUUGUUAAAAGGUUGUCCAGAUGAUGAUCUAGCAUUGAAUGGGGAUUCUAUGUCAUCCGAAGACUUGCAGAAGAAUAAGCAAAGUACAAAAUGUGAAAAGCCAAUUGAUAUUCUUAGGAAAGUUGGUGGCAAUGACAAAUGUGCUGAUUGCGGCAAACCUGAUCCAGAUUGGGCAUCCUUAAACCUUGGCAUCCUCAUAUGCAUUGAAUGUUCCGGUGUCCAUCGGAAUCUUGGAGUACAUUUAUCAAAAGUAAGAUCACUGACCCUUGAUGUAAAAGUAUGGGAUUCAGCUGUCUUGAGCAUGCUUCAGUCACUGGGGAAUCUCUUUGCAAACUCAGUUUGGGAAGAACUGUUGCAACCAUCAUGUUCUUCACAAACAGAUGAGAAUCCUGAUGGAUCAUCGAAGCCGCAGAAAAAGUUAUUUCAUGCAAGAAAACCAUCACAUGAUGAUCCUAUUUCACUAAAGGAGAGGUUCAUUCAUGCAAAGUAUGAUGCAAAAGUGUUUGUUUGCCGGGUAAAGAACAACGAUCUCCUUUCACAACAGGUGGCAGAAAGCAUCAAUGCCAAUGACAAGAGAGCAGUGUACCGACACAUUGUGAAAUCAGAUGUGAAUGUCAAUGCUAUUAGUCGUGAACAAGGUAGAACUUCUUAUCCCCAGCCAAUUUAAAAAGCAGAUGAAAGCCCUAUUUGAGUAAUAAUGCAUUGUUGUUCAGGCUUUUCUUGCAACAUGGCUUCUUCAACUAACGAUCCAAACACAUCAUACGAAAACUCAACUCAAACAGAGGAGGACGUACAAGAUGGUUCUAGUGUCCUUCACCUGGCAUGCCGAAAUUGUGAUGUUGCAAUGGUAGAGCUACUCCUACAGUAUGGGGCAGACGUAAAUGCUAGUGAUUCUAAAGGAAAGACACCACUACAUUACUGCACUAUGAUGGGGAAGCAUGCAACUGCAAAAGUGCUUAUUACAAGGGGGGCGAAUCCACUUGCCGUAGACAAAGAAGGCAACACUCCUUUUAAGCUUGCACCUGAACCUGACCCUGUUGACAAAGAUACUGUUCCUCUAAACCAGGAAACGACACCCCCUCAAAACUCACCAGAAAAAUGAUUCACGCACACCUUGUGUGUUAAUAUGAGACUGAAGAGAUAAAAAGAUA
Messenger RNA from Vigna umbellata (rice bean), 2485 nucleotides. Lineage: Eukaryota; Viridiplantae; Streptophyta; Magnoliopsida; Fabales; Fabaceae. The record is from RefSeq and is a predicted model, not a curated record.